Molecule: messenger RNA, 9193 nt
Organism: Ceratitis capitata (Mediterranean fruit fly)
Lineage: Eukaryota; Metazoa; Arthropoda; Insecta; Diptera; Tephritidae
Exons: 9
Coding region: 1-7518 (2505 amino acids)
Cellular component (GO): nucleus
Source: RefSeq, a predicted model, not a curated record
AUGACUUUGACAUUUCGUAAUAGGAAAAUGACAUGUUGCGUUACUGCGCUCUCUUUUCCCCUCAACGAUAUGAUGACGCGUACCAAGCGAAAAGCGUUGCCGAAAGCAACAAAGCCGGCAAAAGCACAGCUGGCCACACAUGCAGCAACAUUGCGUAGCGCGGCGCAACGUAGCGCUGUCGAUGCUGUUGCGGCCGCCGCUGCCGCCGCAGCCAUUGCAGCGAGCGAGGUGGCAAAGACAAAUUCGGCCGACUUCAGCGCGUUCGAUUUCAAUGAUAGCUCUGAUAACUCCGAUAUACAAACCCGUCCGCCUUCCUACCUUAGUCGCGCGAACUUGCACAAUAACUUAAGUGGUGGCGUUGGCGGCGGUGGUGGUACUAAUAACAACAACAGUAUUAGCAACUGCAAUAGCAACAGUAACAGUAACCACAACACCAGUAGUAGAUUAAAUAGCAGUAAUAAUUUAAUAAACAAUGAUCGGUGCAACGCAGAUCUGCUGGGCGAAAGCAACGGGCGUGGCGCGAAUGAAGCGCACAUGCACAACGGCGACGCAAUGGAGCAAGACGAUGAGGAGGAAGAAGAAGGGGAACAAGCGGAAGAAAACGCCGCUAGUGUUAAUAAAAAUCCAAGCGACACGGUAGAGAAUGUUGCUGAGACGGAAGGAGAAGAAGAGAGUGAGACUGCGGCAGAGGUUUUGCCUCCUCCACCCACAAAAGCACAGGGAAAGGCAGAUGGGGAUGAUGAAGAGGACGACGACGACGACGACGACGAUGAAGAGGACGAGGAGGAGGAGCAAGCUCAUAAUUCAAGCGUGUCACAAAAACAAACACUGGCGAUGAACGCACAAGGCUGUGCGGCUGCAGAUAAUGAUAGGUUUCGCGAUAGCUCGGACGUGGGCACAGCGGGGACAACGGAGAAUGAGAGCCGUGUGAGCAAUGCGUGUACUACAAAUGGCGAUGAUAACGCACGCAACAAUAACAACAACAGCAAUAGCAAUCAUAGUCAGAAUAUCAGCGCGUCACAACACGAGGCCAGCAACAACAACAACCUAAACAGUAACAACAACAACGGCAUCGAUGAUGACAAUAGCAGCAACAACAGCAGCAGCAGCAGUAGUGAGGAGGACGAAGAUGAUGAGAUGGUCUGCCAUGGCAUGCGCGCGCUAGACGGCAUGGGUGUGGGUGAUGCACAUCGCUUAGCAGUCAACAGCAGUAGCAACAACAAUAAUAAUAAAAACAAUAGCAGCAACAACAACAACACAGCGGAUGACUUGUUGAUGGCAGCGAUAGCGAAUGCAAGUGCCAAUGGUCUCAACAACACCAAUGAUGCUGGUGGCACCUCGGGCGGUCUCUGCAACAACACCCCAACGGAGUCACAGUCGCAGAAUCAAAGCGCCGCCGAUGUUGGUGCGCUUUUUGAAGGCGCUUUAGGUGCGAACAAUUGCAGCAGUAACAACAAUUGCAAUGAGCUGCCGCGCAGUAGUAGUGCAAGUCUGAGCAAUAAUAGCUCUUCAACAGCAGCGCUGGGUGCUGGCAGUGGUGGCAGUGGUGGCAGCGCCGGCGGAGGCAAUGUUUUACAUAAUGGUGCGAACAGCAUCGCGGGUGGCGGUGGACUCAGCGGCCUCGGCGGUCUUGGCAGUAGUGGUUUCGAGGGCGCCGGUAAUGCUAGCAUGUGUGGUAGUGGCGGUGGACUUGGUGGUAGUAGUGGCAUUAGCGGUAUCGCUGCCGCUUUGGCUGGUGAGAGCAUGUGCGGAGGUGCGCCCAGUGAGGCGGGCAGUGCGGCUGGCACAACAGGCUCUGCACAGAGUGAGCGCAAAAAAUAUCGUCAUCAAAAUUAUAGUAAAAACAUUUACAUUGGAACCAAGAACGCCGAGAAGUGGGAGCUCACACGAACGCGCUUGCAAUUUAAGAACGAUGUGGAGUUCGUGACGUACUUGCUGAAUUUGGCCGAUAACGAUACGGAGCGGUUGGCGAACUUACCACCACCCUCAGCGCCAACCACGCCCACCAAGAGCUUCGCCAACAACUUCAAACUGGAACCCAACCUCAGCGUCAAGGAAUUCGGCAAAAGCCAAACGGAGAAUAGCAGCGAGGCCACACCCGCACCGACACGUAGGAAAUACAAAAAGCGUGUGCAGUUCAGCGAUGCACUCAAUGGCUUAUCGAAAAUGAAAGACUUUUCGAAUUUCUCUGCCAAAGCCAAGAAACACGAUCAGAAAAUGAAGAAUGCAGCAAAUGCGAGUGGCGCUACCAGCGACACCCUGCCCGAGGUAUUGGACUGUCGCAUAGCGGAGAAGAUCAAGAGUGAAUUGGAAGAAAAGUGUGCAACCAAAGUGCCGGCACAUCCGAAGGUAUUAUGUCUUAAGAAACCAGGAGAAUUGGGUGAGGAUAUGGAGCAGGAGAACACUGAUGAUGAGGCGGAUGAAGAUGCAGAAACGGAGACGGAGACGGGCGGUGUAGCUGCUAGUGAAUCGGCAAAUGUCGCAGCACUCGCCGCUAGCGUUGCAGGCAGCAUUGGCGAUGUGGUCGAUGCUAAUAGCAUUGGCGUGGGGACAAACGCCAUGCCAACUUCAACCGCCUCGCUCAAUGCACCGCCAAAUGGUGGUAAUUUCCGUGCGCGUGUGAAAGGCAAACGCGGGCCGAAACCCACAACAACGCUGCCCGCAGUCAACAAUGCAUUCAGCAGCCUGGGCACCAGCAUUGCCGAUGAUGAAGAAGACGAGCUCGACGCAGGCACCGAUGACGAUGAUGAAGAUGAGGAAAUGGAUGAGGAGGCGUUGGCGCGCGAAAUGAAAAAUGAACAAAACUUCGUGGAAGAGGAAGACGAACACGAUAUUGCCUUUCGUUCGCAGCAAUCGUGCCGCGAAUGCUCAAUUGCGCACGAUUAUAAAAUUUGUCCGCUACGCACAGCAAUCGGCACCAUUACUGAUGCUGUGGAUCUUACCGAAUGGAUUGAACGUAAGAAUCUAGAAGCGUUGGCUAAACUGAAACACGAUGCACAGCGGCAGGCGAAGCACCAUCACGAUCCCGACGAUGAGGAUAUGGAUGAGACAUCACAAAUGUCUGAACUUGAAACCAAGCCGCUAAUAACAUUUGCUGAAGCUUCAGUGCCAGCCGAAUUCGAGCUGCAUAAUGUGGAGCCGAAUGUGACGGGUGUUUUUGCGCGUACCGAGGUACGUGCAUACACAAAGCUCGGCCCCCUGAUCGGCCAACCUGUACAGACUAGCGAAGUGCGUGAGGGCAGCGAUAUGAAAUGGAUCUUUGAAAUCUGCGAGGCAGGCGCGGAGUUGUCUCAACUGUUGUCUUGCGACAAUCCGAACACUUCCAAUUGGCUACGUUACAUAAGACCGGCGCCCAACUAUGAUGAACGCAAUGUGAACUUGGUCUCGAUCGAACGUCAGGCGUUCUUUGUCACCUGUCGCGAUGUGAAGAAUGGCAUGGAGUUACUCUACUGGAGCGAUGAUUGCAAUACAAUGUGGCGUAAGAAGCAUACGGAGAAGACGAAUUGUGGCGGCUGCAAUUUACGCUUCGACCAUCCACUCUACUAUCGCACGCAUUGCUCGAUUUUCCACGAUCCCUCAAUGAGUCUCACCAUACGCAAGUACCAUUGCAAGGUGUGCGGCGAGGCGGUGCUCGGCAAGGACAACAUCAUGAAGCAUGCGGCUGAGAAGCACGAGGGCAAAGGUGCUUACCAAUGCCAAUUUUGCAACAAGUUCUUCCUGCGACUCAACUACUUGGAAAUGCAUCGCACCUACGGCUGUGCGGCCAAUCCGAAUCGUGCACGUCCACUUUGUGAUUUUUGUGGUCGUAAAUUUUGUCAACCGCAAAAGCUCAAGGCUCACAUCAAGCGCAUGCAUAGUGGAUCACGCGCCGCAUUGCAGCGUCAUUCCAAGGAGGUGCAUAGUCGCAACUCGACUGUGGUCAGCUGUCCACGAUGUCAGAAGCUCUUCCAGAAUCGCAGUAAUUUGAAAAUACACAUGCUCACUCACUCGGGCGUCAGACCGUUCAAAUGCUCGGAGAUUGAGUGUAAUGCAGCUUUCACCACGAAGCAAUGCCUACAAUUCCAUUACAAGAAAGUGCACAAUUAUUCACAAGAACAGAUGCCGAAGAUCGAGCGCAGCGUCGCGUAUACAUUUGAUGCAUAUUCGGGCGGCAUGAAGGUAGACUUUUUGGAACAAGCACCGCGCCGACGACGCAAGAGCUUGGAGGAUCAAAAUUCGCGUUUGAGUUCGAGCAUGCAGAGCGACACCGAAUUCUCGGACGACAACAUCUUCGAAGCCAUUAAAAAAUCUGGCAAAUCCAUUAAAGAUCUUUGCCGCAAUGAGCCCAAUCUUUCGUUACUCUCAUCAAAGAUCUCGAGCAUAUUUGGCGAAAAAGUUGUAGGCAGCCGCAAACGUAAGAAAAAGAAAGAAGCACCAACACCCAACAAUAUGAAUUUGAUGAGCGCUGUUGCUGGCGCUGGUGGACUGGGUGGUGGUGUAGGCACCACUGAGGAUGAUGAUGAAGAUGAACAUAUGGAGCAAGUGCGGCGCAAGCAGGCGAACGCCCAAUUGAGUUUGGUUGAGUCAUUUUUAACUACGACCGCACAACGGCUCACUGCGCAGCAACAGGUGCAACAAGUGGUCGCUGCGGCGGCUGCAGUAUCGGCUAUGGCUGGCGCUGGUGCAGCUGUAGCUGCAGAGGAUCCCAGCAAAAUGCAUAUGAUGAGCGGUUUGAAUAACCAACAUCAUGCCAUGGCUAUGAGUGGGCACGCAGUGGCAGGUAUGCUCAACGACGACGAGGACGAGGAUGAUGAUGAGGACGAGAAUGGGCCAGAUGAUGUGCAUGAUGGCGGGCAAAGUGAACAACAUGACGACAAUAACAGUUACCGUCACCAUGCCGGCAUGAACGCGUUGGGACAGAAUUUGGUUGUGAGUAAGGGCAGUAAGAAAUGGAUAAGUGGUGAUGAUCGGCAGCUCGCACGCGAUUGUAUGAAUUCCGUCGAACGUUGUGGUAUGGGUGGUGGUGGCGUUGGUAUCGGCGAUGGUGGUGGUGGUGCCGGUGUUGGUGGAAUUGGUGUCGGUAUGGGCAAUAAUGGCGGUACCGGAGUAGGUGCAGAUGCCGCUAUCGCUGCUGCAAUGGGCGGAGCUGCAGCUGUGGCGGCCGCCUGUAGCAUGGCCGGCAAUGGAGGUGGUGUUGGCGUGGGUGUGGGUAACGAAAUGAGCAUGCCGCCAUUCGCAGUGCCACCAAGCUCAGUUGACGAUGCGAGCAAAUUAAUUGGACACAAUCGUGACUUCUUAGCGCGUUUAAUGAACUCGGCUAAUGCAGGUCACGCGCAUCAUAAUCGCGGCGAAGAAGAUGAAAAUUCUUCUUUUCUUGAUGUGGUCGAGUCCAAUAACAAUAAUAAUAAUAAUCAAAUGCAGCAAUAUCAUCACAAUAAUAGCAGUGGCGGUGGCGUAGUCGGAAAUGUUGGGGCUCCAGGACUCGCCAACACCGGCAAUACCAAUCCAAAUACUAUGGGCAACGCAGGCGCUAACAGCACACCCAGUCAUCAAACGGAGGAUGCCCAGCUGCAAAUGAAUUCCUUGGCGCAUUCGCAGUCCUUCAUGAGUUCGUUCUACAACAACGCAAACGCAAGACUGAGCGGCGCGGGCAAUGCCUCGACUUCGGCAAGCAUGCUCGUGGAGGCAGCGUUAAAUUCGGUGGGAAAUAUGAUUGAUGCGGAACAUAAUGACAUGAAGGUGCCAAACGACUCGAAUAUCAACACCGACAGUCCGAUGAGCGCACACCACGUCGACAACGACGCGAACCGUUUCAAUACAGACACUGCCGCCAAUCAUCACUCUAUCAAUAGCAUUGAUAACCUGGAGAAUGAGCUGAAGAUGAUGAAAAAUCUAAGCAGCUUCCCGAUGCAAAUUCCACCACUGCCAAUGUUCCCGAACUCCGGCAAUAAUAUGACCUCCUGCAACAUAUCGCCAAACGCUUCGACACCGACAAAUCCUCAAAGCAACCAGAACAAUAACGAUGUGGACGUGGAUGCUGGCUCGACACCUCGUCCACAACAUUUGGGCGGUAGUGCUGCCGAAACGGAUGGUUUCUCCUCAGCCCAUCAUCGUACGCCGCCUUCACCUCAACCUAUUUCGCCUGGUCGUGAUUACGGUAUGUUUAGUAAUGCCAAUCCAAACGGAGCUAAUGGCACACCUGGCGGUCCGGGUACAGCAGGCAGCAAUAGUAGUGGCAAUAGCGCUAGCGGUAAUAGUAACAAUAACAUAUCAGCAUCCUCACCUCUGCCCACCAUGCAAGGGCACAGACGUAACGCUUCGAGUGUUGGCAGCGCAUAUCCAGAGCAUGAACUCAUAUCCCCCGCAUCGUCGCCGUCCAUACCGCGCUAUAAUUUCAAUGGCGAAAUGAUGCGACACAAGCGCGCCGAACAUGAAAAUGAACGAAGACAAGCGAUUGGCCACAAUCCGCAUCUCUCCAGCGACGAUGAGAACAGUAUUAUGCCGCAAAAUAGCUCCGGCCAGGACAUGCGUAUGAAAUUCUCCCAAUCACAAAUGGACCUCAUGUACACCAAAUAUGAAAGUAUGGCCGCCAAUGCGGCAAAUCUCAAGUACAACAAUCAAGAGCUCGAUUCGCCGGCAGAAUAUCGUAGCGCUAACAGCAAUGCCACAGCCGCGCCCACCGCCAAUGAUCUCUCCGACUUGCAAGGACUCGACAUGUCACGUUCGAGUGUCAGCGCUACAAAUUAUCAUCACAACUUCCAGCUGCCUGGCAGUACGAGUUCAAAUAUACCUGGCAUUGGUCGCUACCAUCAUCACAUUUACGAUAUUCUCUCCGAGCGGGAACAACAAACGCAACAAGCACAAACACAACAACAACAACAUCAUAGCUCCGCUGUGGCCGCUGCCGCUGCUGUUGCCGCACAACAUCAGCAACAACACGAGCACUCUAGCCAGCUGAGCAUGCAGCAACAUCAAUCGGCCAUGCAUAACAUGCUGCCAGAUCAACUGGGUGAGCAGGAUCAUGAUCAGACGACUUCGGUUGAUUUAAGUCGCACGGCGAAUUAUGUGGUGCCAUCGCCACCACAACUACCCUACAAUCAUCCACAUCAUGAUAUGUUGCGUAUGGCUUCUUUGGAUUUGACGCCGAAUACCAAUAUGUCUGUCGGCAAUAAUCGUUCAUUCCUCUCCUCUCAAAUGCAACAUCAAAGCCGUGAGAGUUUAGAACAUCAUCGCUUGCUAUCUACAGUGGAACAACAUCGUAUAUUGGCUGCGUCUAAUGUAGCUGCUGAUCAACAUCGUCUACUCGUCGAUCCCACCGCUCAUCUAUUAAUGGAGCAAAAUAAUCGACUCUUGGGUAGUGAUCAAUCGCGCCUUCUUGGCGACACUGCACAGAAUAGACACAUGGCGCGUAGUUUUGGCGCUUAUCAUCAGGUGGCCUCUGGCAAUUAUCAUCCUGGCGUUCGGCCCCCAGUAUUACCCUCAGCGAACCAUCAUGCUUCCAAUCCUUCAAAUUAUCAUCCAUUUCCGGCAUAUUACUAAAAGUGUGUGUGAGUUGUAGAGGAGGUUUUAAGUAAUGUCUAUUUCGAAAAUAGAAAUGAAAUUAAGCCUGAGCUUCAUUUUAGGGCUCUUCACCACUAAGGCACUACAUCAUUUGUUGAUGCUCCGUUAAAGAAUAAAAUAUUUUCAGUUUGUUUCAUAGUAUGGCAUUUUGGCGAUAUUUCCGGAGGUGCUGACGCUUACUUCUCUACUAAGAUUAGCUAAGGGAGAAGGUAUUGAUUAAGAGGGCUUCGAUAUACAGUUAUGAAACUUCUUCUGUACUUAGCACAGCGAAGUUUCUUGAUAUCUCAGCCUGUCAGUUCUAGAUAAGACCGGACGCAUUCAAAAGAGGAACUCCAACAUCUCACUCAUGCCUGCCUCCAAGCUCUUCUUGCAUGUGUCAUUGAUAGUAUUUCCUACUCUUCAAUCUGUCUUUGUUUUGUAAAACUGAGUGAGAAAAAAGAAAAAAGUGAGUGUGUUUUCCUUCGCUGAUGCUCUUGAUGGUCUUGAAAUUGUGCAAAGUCUUUAGUGACUAUGGCUUUUCAUAUACGGCUUCGGUGGUCAGAAGGACACUGUCCUUGCUGACUGGAACUUGGAAGACAUACAAUUGCUUCCCAUUUAAGGUAACGGGUAACUAGCUCGGCGUCCUUCCGUUGUUAAACAAAACGAUUCCUUAUUGUUCCUUCUGUUCCAUUUGGCGCGCCAAAAUUGAUUUGGUUAUCUUGUUUAUUAAUACAAAAUACUUUCCAUUUACGCCAAAACCUUCAAUUGAAGUGUUGAGAGCAUUUCAUUGGUAAGGGUAAGAAAGUUGAAUGUAUUUAGGUGUGCUCAUAUCAAAAAUUGAGCAUAACUCAUGGUUCAUAUCCUGUUGCUCAUGAGGCAGCUGAGGCUACUUAGCUGGCAAUCGCAAUUGUUCAAUGAGCCGGAAAGGAAAGAUGUAUAACUUCACUGAUCUCCAGAGAAUUACAUUCUUACAUAUACAUAUGUCUGAAUAUAUAGGCGUUAGAAUGCAGUAACUCAAAUGGCAGGAAACAAUAAGUCACCGGCUAAAGUUGCUCAAGGAUUUACACUCCUCGCGUAAGCAGUAAAAAUUAAGAAGCGGGCAAGACAAGGUUCGAUUUUGUUUUGUUAUAUUAUUUUACGAACAAACCAUGGUAUGAUAAGAAGGAAACUUUUUCAGUAAGUAAAAAUAAAGAACUUUUGAGAUUACGAUUUCGUAUUCCAAAAAAUUAUUCCACUUCUGAGUAUUCGACUAUAAACCUAGUUCGCCAACAUACCUGGCAUACACAUGAUGGCAGCUUAGUGGUUGAUAGGGGCUCACAAUUUUCCACGAAAAUUCCUCAUCAAUAUUCCACUUAUGAAGUUUUAUCUAAAAAGCCCAUUUUUGCACAUAUACAAACAUAUAAAUAUUCACCACUCACACUAGAAUACUGAAGGAUGAUUAAAGGACAUUAAAGGAUUCAACAAGCAAAAAUGUCUAUUGGUUUCGCCACUUAUUGGCCAAGUAAAAGAAGGAAAAAAAAAAAACAAAAAUAAAUUGAAAAUUGAUUGUCAUAAAAUUAUUGUAUAGAAAAAUAGGGAAAGCCCUCGGAAAGUGUAUAGGCUUGAUGAUAAGAAAGAUGAGAACCGAUAAAAAAGCUUUUGGCAAAAAUUAAAAAAAAAAUAUUUAGUGAUUUAA